Salvelinus fontinalis (brook trout) is the source of this 2841-nucleotide messenger RNA. Its product is annotated as heat shock transcription factor, X-linked-like. Lineage: Eukaryota; Metazoa; Chordata; Actinopteri; Salmoniformes; Salmonidae. Gene Ontology annotation, biological process: regulation of DNA-templated transcription. The record is from RefSeq and is a predicted model, not a curated record. Gene Ontology annotation, molecular function: sequence-specific DNA binding; DNA-binding transcription factor activity. The coding region runs from base 972 to 2750 and encodes 592 amino acids. The transcript is spliced from 2 exons.
CCUGGUCCAGACGAAGCCUCUUGGCAGCCUUGGUAACCAGGGUGAGCGUGAGGAUCGCGUCUGCCCGCUCUUUGAAGCAUGGACGCUCCGCGGAGAAGUUCUCGUCCCCGACUCCUCUACAGGGGACGCGGAGGCAGACACUGGGGGAGACCGCGUCGACACCAGUCCUGACGGGAGCUCAGGGGAUGAGCGUGGGGAGAGGUUAUUAUACCCGUAUGGUUUCGGUAUAUUCGCGCUGAUCUCCUGCUCGCAAUCUUCUAGUUGUAUGUAUGACGGCACGGUAGUGGGAAAAAUCCGUUACUCUUUGGUCUUUGCAAGUUUUUGUCUGUGCGCCUUGCAGGUUGGUAAAGAAUGAUUGAUGGAAGGAAUUCACUUGAAAGCGGCAUACUUCACACAUAUUAAAAACGUCACAAUGCGAACUUUUUAGUAACCAAUGCCAACACACAAACACAAAACAUAUAGCACGAGUCACAGUGAGACGCGAGCCAUAUGUAAAAGUAAAACCAUAGACGCCAAAGAACUCCGAAGCCAUUCUAACGAUAAAUACUGGUCCAACAAUACUUUUGGGGUGUUUUUUCUUUAUUGUGUUAGGACAGGAGUUUCGUUCUGUUUCUCUGAAUCAACCAUUCAAUAAACCGUCUCAAAUGAAAGCAUGCACAAUAGUGAGAGCUAUGUCCACUUACAUUGGUUAUUUUAAAGCGCGCUGAGGGAACCACUCGGAUGUCAACGAUUGAUAUUCUGAGUGGAGACUAAUCAUAAUUUUUUCGAGCCUUGACUGUUGUUUGGAUUGUUUGCGCGCGCGAAUUCACCUUGGCUUAAUGCGCAUUAUGAUGUCAACUCGUUGCCAUUGAGCUUCUAUGACGUCCAUAAACAAGUGCUACAUUUAAAAUUAAUGACGACAGAAAUCGUGUUUUCUGUUAUUGACAAGUACCUGUGAAGCAAUAUAAACUUUUCGGCUUGCUUGCAAAAAUAUGGCCACUAAUAAUUUAGCGGAACAAUCGCAACAGCUAAAUAGUGACAGCAGGAGUGCAUCCCCGAGAGUGUUAGGCAUAGACCUAACGGUUCACAAACGACACAACAGUACGCGGUUACGAGAUGUUGAAGCUGAGACUUCCGCGACUGGCACUGACGUGGAUCUUAGCUCCCUUCUGGAGGAAAACGCUCGACAGAUGCUCAAAUAUCGGAAGAGGCCUCGCCUUGACCACGAGAAAGCAGCGAAACUGAGCAAUUCCUUCUUCAAUCAAGAUUUCCCCACGAGGUUGUGGAAAAUAGUCGAUUCGGACCUGUUCAAGUCGGCCACAUGGGACAAGAAUGGCAUUUACAUGCUUCUCGACGAGGAGCGGUUCACCAAGGAGGUGUUGCAGCGAACAGGAUUCCGACCUACUCUCCCAUGUGUCACCAUGGCAGGAUUCGACCAACAACUGAUCCUCUACGGUUUUCAAAAGCUCUCCUCAGCUACCCCCACCUCAAAGUUGUCCAUGUACUACCAUCACAGCUUCAGACAGCACCAGGAGAACCUACUGAAGAAGAUCAAGGUACCGGUGGUUGCAGAGGUGGAAGCGGUGGAGGAGGAUGAUGUGGAGAUAGUCAUGGUCAUCCCUGGUCCUCCCCGUCAGCCCGACCCUCCUGUUACUCCCAUUACCCCUCCCGUUACAAGUAAAGCUGAGACCCGGGACGGCCAGGCCGAGAAGGACGAGAAGAAGGAGCAGCUCUCGCUAGCUGCCAAUGACCUGGUUGCCAAGAUCAGCUCGGCGGUUAACCAGAGGAAGACCGUUCUGCUGGUCACACCCUCCUCCUCCCACACCCCAUCCACACCCACCCCGGCUCCAGCCUCCUCCCCAGCCCCGUCCUUCACCUUGUCCUACCCCACCCCAGCCCCGUCCUGCUCCUACUCCAACCCAUCCACCCCUGCACAGGCCCUAACCCCCUAUUACACCUACUCCACCCCGGCUCCCACCACAGCCCCAGCCUCCUCCCCAAACCCACCAACGGCCUCUGUGGCUGGGGCAUCUUCGCAGACCUCCAGGCCUAACACCACCCAUGAGGGACACAGCGGUAGUAGUCGAAGCAUCACUCCCAUAGCCCAUGGUUGGGUGAGGCUCAACCCCAACCCUUUCGACAGGGCACCAGGACCAGCUGGACCAGCCCCAGGUCCCCCUGUGGCUACCCCCGAUGCCUGCCCCUACCACCUAGCCCACUCUUUGGUCUUCACACCCUCCGUCAACCACCAGCUUUGUAUAGCCAAGGCCCAGUUCGAAGAGGCAAAUGAGGCCCAGGUACACCAAGCCCACCAGUCACAAGCCCAGGCCCUAAAUGCCCACCUGGCACAAGCUCAGGCCCAUCAGGCUCAAGCCCAGCAGGUCCAAGCUCAGGCCCUAAAUGCCCACCAGGCCCAAGCCCAUCAGGCCCAAUCCCAACAGGUUCAAGCCCAGGCCCUGUAUGCCCAGAUGGCUCAGGCCCAGAUGGCAUGGAUGCAAGCAGCGAUGUAUAACCCCUGGGUCCUCCAGGCCAUGCAAAUGCAGAUGGCAGCCUAUAUGUCCCCCUCACCACACUACCUGCACCGGCCAGCAGGGGGGUUCUCAACCACUCACCACAUAAACCCAGUCUUCCCCAGUGGGAGCAGUAGCCCUGCAAGAGCAGGGUCAGAGUCGUGCCGCUACUCCCCUGAUCUGUCUUUCUCCCCGCCCAAUCCCCGAACCCCUCUAUCCCUCCAUUCAUUGAUCCAUCCAUCGAAGCCAAACCUUGAGUAGGCCUAUGAGCCCCCUCUUCCCCCACAUCCCUGAAAUACUUUUAGACAAAACCUUUAAUGUAGAUUAUUAUUAAACUAUUUUGCAGUUCUUA